This is a messenger RNA of Diatraea saccharalis (sugarcane borer), 5784 nucleotides long. Lineage: Eukaryota; Metazoa; Arthropoda; Insecta; Lepidoptera; Crambidae. The record is from the annotation of a GenBank genome assembly.
UUUUACACGUAACACAAUAAACAACUUAAACUUACGAUUAAAAUAAAUAAAAAUUUAUUUGAAAGUUAGAUUUUGAUAUUAUGUUUUUUUUAUAUAAAUUUGCAAAGACAUAGAAAGCCGGGUUUGUCACAAAUAGAUAGAAGAGUGUUAAGAUAAACUGGACGGGGAGUUUUUGGUGGGAGUUGAUUAUAUAAGGACGGAUACUUCUGACAAUUAAAAAAAAUGUGAUCAAUGGUACCUUAUUCAAUACCACAUUCGCUGAUAGGACUAUUUAAAAUUCGAAUCUUUGAAAGAAAAACAAGCCUAGUUACGUGUCCAAAACGUAGACGGCAUAUGGUCGUGACAGUACGUCUGGGGAUAUCACGAAAUUUAUAAAACCAAGGCUUACUCGGCACAGAGUUUUGUAGGCUAUAAUGUCGUCCUAUAGUUUUAGAAGUACGGGUCUACCUUGUUCCUCAUUAUGAAAUGUUUUGUGUUUGAUAAUGAAUGUCCAUCGGAUGUCAGACUGCCAACAUAUUUUCUCUCGUUAGUUUAAAGCGCCGGGAUCUGAGGUCGUAAAGCCACGGCUUUUUUCCCCCUUUUAUAAAUGUUUGUUCCGCUUUUCGUCCAGGCCAUAGUACCACUACCACUUUGAUAUCUUACUGGAUCUGCUACGCUCUAUUAACAUAUCUCCAUCCGUAAUUGAGUGUUUCACAGUUAUCUGUAUGGACGCCGGCAACGUUAAAAGUUAAACCAGCCAAAACUAAUGCAAUCAUAGUAGGUAGCUCUAGGUUGAUCUCCAAAUUGAACUGGCAUCUGUUGCCUAAGAUUAAUUUUGAUGGGACUGACAUCCCUUUUAGCGCAUCAAUAAAAAACUUUGGUAUAAUCAUUGAUAGUAGUUUGAGCUGGGAACUUCAAUUGCAGUGUAACAAGGGAAUGCAAUCUCGCGAGUUUAUGAAUAUCAAUACCGCUAGAUCUCGCGAGAUUGGCACUUUUGUGUGUUUACCUUUUUACUGUAAUAUUUAUUCAAAUCACAAUAUUUGAAUAAAUAAGGAAAAAAUAUAGUAAUUACACGUAUUAUGAAAUAAACGUUUAUUUAUACGGGUAUUUUGAUGCAAUUAUAUAUUUUUAUCUAAAACCUUUAAAUGAGCAAUUACUGUAUUAUAAUCUCGGAAACGGCUCCAACAAUUUUCAUAACAAUACAUUAAAGUAUAUGUAUUUAUGUAAGUGUAAUGUAUUUGUCAUCGUCUGGUGUCUAUUAUUAUGAUUAUGCUUUAAUUAAUCAUUUGGAAUUACCUACUCUAAGUUUACACCCCCGUUUCGUUACAAUUAACACUCCUCUCCUACCAAUGGUUUUCUGGUAGAAAUCGCUUUCAGCGAUAAGAGCGCCAUUUGUUAGACUUUGAUGUAUUGUUUUGUUUGAUAAGUUUAUGCAGAUGUCUGUGGUGUUGACAAUAAAAUGUUAUUAUUAUUGUUUUGUUAUAAUACAAUAUGAUACACACCCGACUGCAAGUCAUCGUAUGAUAAGUCAAGCAGUUAUGUUCAUCGACAUUGAAGCAUAAUUUAUUUAAUAAAAAGUUAAUAUAACUACGAUUUAGCCUUACAUAGCAAUUUGGAAUCUUAUUUUUAUUUAUUACAACGUUAUAUACAUUAUACAUUAAAGAAGAAAUAAAACUUCAACGGAAAGAGAAAUGAACUUUGUCCGUAUGAUUGAUUGCUUCAAUGGCCCAUUGAUCGCAGUAUAAUAUAGUAGAAGGCACAGGAUCAAAAAUUAUGCACUGGUGGAGUUUAAAGCAAGGAUUCUUGUAUUGGCGAUUCUGGUGAUUUUUCUCUCCGCACUUCUGGGACAUAGUGAAAUGCAAUCACUAGCGUGCAAUAACACAUAUUGGUUCAAACCUUUGUCCUGAGAUCAUAAAAAAAUAUUUCUGUGCUUUAGAACACAGCGUAAUUGUGUGCCGUGCCUGUGGUAUAAACGGCCUUACAGCUUUGAUAAUUUGAAAUUCAUUUUUCUUAGCUAAAAUACUAGCUUUUGCCCGCGACUUUUGCCCGCGACCCGUAGUGGAUAAGCGCCGCGGCCAGCAGUCGUUGCAGUUAAGCAACUUUCGCAAAGGUCGGUCACGGGAUGGGUGACAAAUUAGUAUCUAUUACCCUCCAAUCUGCAUUGGGCCAGUGUGGAAGGUCAUGGCCCAUCGUCCUUACCACCAUCUAUAACGAAGGCCUGAGCCCUUGCAGUAGGGAGUAAAAAGGGCUGAUGAUAAGAUAAUAUUUCUAUUUACAGUGCAACAUAUAUAUUCCAUUACAUAUAUGUAUAUGUCGUGGCCAUAUCGAUUUUAUGAUCUGGCAGGCCAUUUGAUCAUAUCAUUUAAGCGUCAACGUUAAAUGAUAUGUCAAUCCACGUUUGGUCAGAUCAUAAUAAGGGUGUCCAAAAAAGAAAUCUGAUUAUUUGCUGAAAUACCUUGUUUAUUCGUUAGAAUCAUGAUUUUGUGGUCUGAAAAAAAAAACAACCUCGUAAUUUAAUGCGAUCGCUACGCGACGCUUCGUGAUUGUGUAAAAUUUUUAACCUAUCACGUGACCUAAAGUAGUGAAUCAUAUAGGAUCUUAAGUUUAGUUCAUAACUCAAAAACUUUAAUAUUCUCCAAUAUAGGUAUUUUUAUCAUCCUCCGGAGCUAGGUCACAAUCCUGUCUUUAUCAUAACCUUCGAAAUAUCCAUAAAACUAUAUAAAUAGCCUUUGCUGCCUUUGCUGCACCUUCGCACUGCACCUACAUUUAUCUCACUGAAGUUAAUCAAGUAAUUAUUUUCUGUUGCUUAGUCACCCUACUUUCUUUAAUUUGUUUUAUAACCAAAAAAUGCGACAUCAGUGCCUCUUACUGAGACUUAGGUAACUAUUUUACGAUAUGAUCACUUACUCUUGGCCACAUCAUGAAGAAGUCAUACUAUCAGCCGCCCAUAUCGUUAAGCGCAAAUCACUAAUUGAUCUGGUCAGGCUACAUUAUGAUGUAGACAGCAAGAUUUUUCCAUUACAUGAAAUACAAACAUUCCCUGAAAUGUUUGGCCGCAUCAUGAAUUAGUCAAUUCUACGAUCUGGCCACGACAUUUAUACUUGGAAUCCUAUACUUAGGUGCUUACAUAAUAUGAAUAAUUAAAUGUAAUAAAAUAGGAUUUGUAAAAAUAAUUGCAAUUUCUUUAAUCUAAACUUGGAGCAACAUUUUAAUGUGUUUGAUUUAGGUACACAGGUAAACUUUCUAGGCAAAAAAAUCUGCGGUUUAGAAUUCAUUUAACGCCAUCUAGUUAAGUUCAUGAAAUAUAAAAAUAAAUUUUUCUUUCGUAAACAAACUUACUUCAAUUUGAACAUUUUUAUCCAUUAAAAUUUCAAAAAUGUAAUAUUUACUCAAAUACCUAUUUUCAUCGCUAUACAAUAAUAUUUUGUAAAUAAUAUUAGACAAAUCAGAUGGUAAACAAUGGUGGCUAUGGUAACAUUUAUGUUCCCCAUAAAAUCUAUUUUUCCCAUUUUAAGUGCUAGUUUUCGAGAUAAAAUAUAACCUUCCUAGGGUCAUAAACUAACCAAAUACCAAUUUUAAUCGACGUAGGCCCAUAAACAAAGAACGUUCAUACAAAAUUUUUCCCUCAUUUUCACCCCCUUAUUAAAUAAAAGAAUAUUAAAUGUCUCUAUAUAUAUAUAAAAAUAUUAAACAUGGUGAUAGUCUUAGAAAAUGAGAUUUUGUAUUUCCGAAAAUCGAUAAUUAUUAAAUCAAACAUUAUUGAUUGUUUAUUUGCAUUGGAUUAUCUCCGGAUAUAUUGGACCGAUUUAUAAAAGUCUUUCAAUAUGGGUGGGGACAUAGUACGCGGAGGAACAUAGGCUAUAUUUACGCAAGCCAAGUCGCGAGGAAACAGCUAAUUUGAUAGAAAUUUCUUAAUUACUCAAGAAGAAAUCCAUGAACAUUCCUACUUUCAUAAAAAAAAUAUACAUACUCGUUGAACAUAGAAAAUCCUACUAUCUGAUUUUGAAUGAAUGCAAAUUAAAAUACGUUAACAAAAGACUGCGUAUCUUUUGUUAACGUAUUUUAAUUAUUUAAUGAAAAGCGUAAUUUUUGGUUAUAAAAGGAAACUACUGAUUCGAUUUCGAUAAAAUUAAAUGGUACCUAGUCCAUUAAACUGUCGUAUAAAAAAGAAUUUUCGAAAAUCGGUCAACAAUUGGCGGAAAUAUCGAUGAACAUACAUAACAAAUAUACAUCGCCGUCGAACAUAUAACCACCUCCUUUUCGAUUUUGAGGAAGUCAAUGCUAUCAUUCGAUAAGACAAAAUAUUUUAAAUGUUCUUUCUUGUUAUCAACAGAAAUAUAAACCGCAAAAUACGAGCAGAAGAAUUGCUGCGUGUUUCUAAUUAUCCUGGUACAAUGGCUACUCGUGACCGUAGUCGGUUAUCAACUCCAGCUGCUCACAGUGAUUUACCUAUAGAUCCAUCACCGGUAAACCCUUCGAUUACAUCAUCUGAUAGACAACGAUCUUCUAGUCCUGUAAAGAGAAGUCUUCAAAGGAAGAUUUCAUUACUACUAGUCCUCAACAUUAUUGACAAAUUUUCAAGUUUAGUACCGCGGAUAGAGCGGCGAAGAAAGUGAGAAUUUAUAUACUAGUUUUCAUAAUAUCAAUGUUUUGAAAUAAUGUUUGAAACAUAAUAUAAAUCGCAGAUUCAAGAUGUUACAAGAAAAAUAUAUCAGGAGAGCACUGAAAGUGUUGGUAAUAGCGCGACCAAUGCUACACCGGGAGCUCGUGCGUAUUCUACAUUGAUCUAAUUUGGCUGUUUUACUAGCAGAAUCCGUCAGGCGAAAAUUUGAAAUGGAAGCAGCAAGGCGAUUACAAGAGCAACGUCGACGUUUGGAAAUGCGGCAUCGCGAUAAAUUAUUAAGAUCAAAGCCCGCAUGGCAUUUAGUAAAAUCAUGAAGAAGAUAUUUCUAUGAGACUACAGACACGACGAGAUGAAGAAAAAAUGAGACGAGAGGAGUUCCUUCAUGAAAUGGAAUUAAUGUAUGGGCGAGUUUAAGAGCAACCAAUGCUUUUCGAGAGAUAUUACGCUCCAAGACCGUAUUAAUUAUCUUCUGAAACUCUCCAAUUAUCACCAAGAAAAGGAAACAAAAAUCGUUGCACGAAAACUAAAAACUACCAUUACAAUAAUCCUACGAGAUCACGUAAAAUCUCUAUUAACGAUAUGGAGACCUUCAAUGGUGAUGUUUCAGAGUAAAUAAAAUUGAUGAUGAUUAACUGUGUUCCGAUUCGGAAGUAGCAAUAUAUAGUUUAGAUGUUGGUAAAGUAUAAAGGAAAUAUAAAGUGAAAGUAAUACAAAGAAAUAUUUUUAUUCUCAAUCCUCUAUGUUGUUUAGAAUCCAAUGGAGAAGAGGUGUUAUUCUAGCAUAUAGUCCUGGUCUUCCUUCACUACCACAGAACCUGUAUCCAUAACUAGUAACUCCAACAAGAAACCAGUUUGUAGUUUUAUUUAUUGUCAUUUGUUUGACUAGUGAUCCCCCUGAAUCACCCACACAGGUAUCUUUGCCAGCCACACCACCAGCGCAAAUAACAAAUGGUGCAGUUUUAUCAGUAAUUAUUGGCUGUUUAUUGCGACAAUCGCCUAUAGGCACAGCGCUUAUCGCCAGUUUCUGUUUUAUAUUUGCUUUGUUUUCUAUAACAAAAAGCAUAUCUACUCGUAACUUUGUAAAAUAUCAGAAAAGAAUUACUUAAAACCGGAUUGCUACCAUGUACCUUAUAUUAUAUGAGUGUUCGAUAUUUCGACGCUGUUGCCAGCCACGAUCACGAA